This is a messenger RNA of Caenorhabditis bovis, 1020 nucleotides long. The record is from the annotation of a GenBank genome assembly. NCBI's taxonomy places the organism in Eukaryota, Metazoa, Nematoda, Chromadorea, Rhabditida, Rhabditidae.
AUGUACACGCUUACUGUAAUGAACAUGAGUGCUGCUGAAGUCGUUGGUUGGACUCAUUAUUUUCAAAUCGCCUUGAUUGUUGAAUUCAUUUUAUUAAUUAUUAAUUUCCUUCAAACAUUGUUCAUGUGGUAUCUCGUCCACUUCACAAACCAAUAUCAUCGCAAUUUAGCUUUAUUAGUCGAACAAAUUUGCAACCAAUAUUUUGUUUCGGUUUUAUCUCGAAUGUUUAUUAUUUACAUGCAAAUAACUGAACUCAGAAUGGACAUUUUACUUCAAAAUGAAUACUUUUUAUUUGCGAUUUGGCUUCGAAAUUCGUUGUUGUUCGUUGCAUUUUACUGUGCUCCAUUUUUGGUUUUCGAACGGGUGUUCGCAACCUAUUAUAUGGCGGAUUACGAAAAUAAUCAACGACGAUGGAUCGCUUAUAUAUUAAUUUUCCUUCUUUACACGAUCUCCUUCACAUCUGCCCAAUUAUUUAUUUUCGUUCCAAGCACAGAUGCAUUUCACACAAUUCUGAUUUCGUGCACAAAUCUCUUCGCGUUUGCGCUCACAAUUCUCACCGAUCGCUACAACAGACUGCAAUAUCGGGCUCUUCGUCGAAGUUUGACGUGCUGUUAUUCUUUGAGCUCUCGGGUUCAGCUUGCAGAAAAUAUCAAGAGUUCUCGGCCAUUCAAAGUUCUUUGUCUGCUCAUUGCCGUCUUCGCAUUCAUCAGCAGCUCAAUGCUUCAUGUUGAUCGCUACACAAAUAAUGAGACAAUUAGAAACGUCGUCUACCUCGUAUUCAAUUACAGUUGCUGGUCAUACGGCACAUUUGUACCAAUAUUCAUGUUGUUUUAUAAUAAGAAAUGGCAGGAGGAAGUGAUUCGAUUGAAGAGAAUUGUAGUAUUCCGAAAUCAUCAUCAGAUUCCAUUGCAAAGAAUAUCGAAAAAUGAAGUGAAAGAUAGCUUCGGAAGAAAUUGUCUCGUCGACGGAAAACAACAAACUGACGUUUAUUUCUCACAACUAAAAUUUGACUGGAAAUAA